Ceratitis capitata (Mediterranean fruit fly) is the source of this 4306-nucleotide messenger RNA. RefSeq lists its product as uncharacterized. The record is from RefSeq and is a predicted model, not a curated record. Bases 1139 to 4186 code for a protein of 1015 amino acids. Gene Ontology annotation, molecular function: mRNA binding. NCBI's taxonomy places the organism in Eukaryota, Metazoa, Arthropoda, Insecta, Diptera, Tephritidae. Gene Ontology annotation, cellular component: nucleus. The transcript has a single exon.
GCGUUGCAUGAACUCUCUAAACAAACGGAAUAAUUUAAUUGCCAAUUUCACACAACAAGCGAUCGCACCAAAAACAUUUGAACUUGAAUUUAUAAAAACACAAAAAAAGAAUAAAAAAAUAAAAAUAAAACCAAAUUAAUAUCCAAAAAGAUUCUUGAACUUAAUUAUAUAUGAUUAUUUGUGUGUACUGAAAUAACAUAUGUACUAACAUAUAAAUAUCCGUAAUUGCGAAACGGACCGUGGAAACUUAGCAAGCGUGUGUGCGUAUACAUAUAUACUCAUCGUCUUGGUUGAAGUGUUGCGAUAAAUCGUGCUGAGACUAAAAUACCGUCAAUCAAAUAGUAACACGCGACUCGAAUUGUGAAGACGAGCCGGCUCAGCAGGCCGAAAUAAAAACAGCAAAUGACCACAGCAACAAGAAAUAAAAAGUAAACAAACGAAAUUGAAAACUAUUUAUUGUAUCUGCUGCAGCAGUGGAGUGUUUUGCCUUUAGUACUCGCACCGUAAUCGCGAAUCGAUUAUCUAAUAACAGCAAGUGGGUGCACGCUAAUGUAUGACCUAGAAAAGUGACUGUCGUGUUGAGAGUACAGUGGCAAAGUGGGUGAUAAUACGUAAAUGGUUCAAAAAGAAAUGUGUAAAAACUUUUCAGUCCGGGCACGUUCAUUAAGCAAAGUCGUGUUGGCGUUCACCUGAACCUAUUUACAACAGUACAUUAAUAAAACAAUUUUUGCAGUUUGCAAUUCAUGAACAUUUUUGAUUGACCUAAAAACGCUGUUGAAAUCGCUUCUUUUUAUAUCCCUGUGUUGUUUAUCAUCCCUGAGACUUUACACAACGACCGCAUGGAGAUUAACUGAUUUGCGUUAAUCUUGAAUGGAAGGGAAAAGGAUUGUGCACGGUAUGAGCUAGAAAAUAUCUUGCAACUCAGAAGGAAAUAAACUAAUAAUCGCUUCAGUUAAAUAGCAGAAGCUUUGGUGGAGUGCAAGGCUUUACGGAUUGAAACAGGAGCCCCCUUACCACUUGGGACGCAAAACCUAGCCAGCCGCCAUUAGUGUAGAAGAUCCAAAAAGGAAAUACAAAAAAACUACAAAAUAAAACAAAUUCAUAAUAAUUUGUAGUCACUAAUUUCAAAUAAGAGAAGAUGAGUGAAAAUUCCCGUAGCCUCAUAGAAAGUAAUGUAAUUUUGGCCGAUGACGUCGUCAGUCCCGAACUGGACGAAAGUUCUGGUUUUAGACAAGAAGUGUGUAUGGCGAAUCAGAUCAAUAGAGGGCGAGCAAGUGGCGGUCAUACAUUUGUGGUGACAACAGUAAUCACUGAAAAUGUAACCAGCACGGAAAGUCAAAAAACUUGCUCAAAAAAAGUUGAGGUUAAUGAAAACACGAUGGACAAUGACACAUCGCUGCCAAAGGAAGCGUUGGCCAACGAUUCAAUGCCAACUACUUCUUCGAACUCAAACUCAUUAAAUCAAGAAGAAUUGUCCAAGGCGAUUGUUCCUAUAUCUUCAUCCUUGCCAUCCAAAUUGUUGCGUUUUCACGCCAAACGUUCGGCCGAAGCUUUGUUGCGUCGAAUUGGACAAUCCAAGUCAUUGGACUCUCAAUUCGGCAGUGAUGAGGGCGCUGUCGGUGGCCGCGAAGACGAGACAAACCGCAGUCCAGAUAUCUUUGAUAUUCCAAUACCUCUGAAUUCGGCACAUUCUCCCCCACCGCCUAGGACCACACCAGUGGGUUGUGACGAGGAUAAGUUAAUUGACGUUGGUAUGGGUUCCUCCAUUGAAGAUUCGGAAGAAUCUGAGGAAGAUGAUGAACUAAAACCGCUAGCUGUGGACAAUCAUGUGUUGCAUGACGUCGUUUUGAGUCCCUCCUCUGCCGAAUGUGAAAUGUCUUCAUUUGAGGUAGGUAUUAGCGGAAGUCCAUCUGUCGCCACAGCUGUUUUAAGUGAAGAAAACUUAGAAAAAUUCCAUAGGCAUCAUAGUCCACAUAAAACCCACCAAAAUGAUUAUUAUCGUCAAAUGGAUAAUAUUUAUUUACAUCCGAACUUUAAACUGGAUUCUGAUAGUGUCAGCCCAGAUAUUCUAGAAACUUCACCUCCCCCCGCUGUUGCACCAGCUAAUUCACCAACGGAACCGAGGCGUGUUCACCGCUCUUUUUUGACAAUGAAGAAACCUUCGAUUCCGGAAACUUUGGAUUUGGAGAAAAACACCGAUACAACCAUAGAAAUAGCUUCUACUUCAAAUGAAAAGGAAAAUAGAGGCGAGUCGAUGGUAGAACAUGCGCUCCCAAAUGAAAUUGAUUCAUUAGAUCCAGCAAUGAUACCAAGUGAAGAAUUAGCCGCCGAAAUCGCCGAUGCUGUAGAAUUUUACUUUUCAAAUGAAAGCAUACUCAAGGAUGCGUUUUUACUCAAGCAUGUACGUCGUAACAAGGAAGGCUUUGUAAGUCUCAAGUUGGUUUCUAGCUUUAAGCGUGUCCGACAAUUGACCAAAGAAUGGAAAGUUGUUGGAGACGCGGUGCGAAGAAAGUCCCAAAAAAUCGAACUCAAUGAUUUGGGUACAAAAGUGCGCCGCAUUGAUCCAUUACCGAAUUUCGAUGAAACAAUGCCUUCUCGCACUGUUGUUGCCUGUGAUUUACCUCUUGAAAAGCUUACAAUCGAAAAAGUUUCUGAAAUAUUUUCUAAAUGUGGCGAAAUCGCAUUAAUACGUAUACUGAAACCCGGUAUGGCGAUCCCAGUGGAUGUCAGACAGUUUAUGAACAAAUAUCCUGAGGUGCAACAAAAGGAGUGCGCCCUUGUUGAGUAUUUGGAGUCUUCGUCGGCCCGGGAAGCCAAGAACUUACAGGGACCAUUUCAGGUCUUCGAAAUGGUGGCGCCCAAGAAGAAGACAGGCAAAAAGGCUAUCAUACAAGUGGCUACACCAGUAGCACGAAUGGUCGAAAAUUACCGAUACUAUAAUGAUGCCACUUACGAACGUACACGUGGCGGCAGCUUCAGCGGUAUUAUCCCGCAAGAUGUGACAGAUUUGCGUCACAAAAUAAAACGUUUCAAUUCGGACAUUCAUGCCAAGCCAAUGCCAGAACUUCAUCAUAACAAUCACAAUGCUCCACAUUACCACCAUCCACCGCACAAUGCCUAUGGUUCACAACAUCGCGGCAGCUUCGUUAGUGAGCACUCGCACCAAUUCCAAGCUUAUCAUCCACGUUUAGCCGGCAAUAGCGAAUCGGCAUCACCAAGCAUUGCUAUGCCUAGCGACAACAGUAAUGCCGGCAAUUAUUUUUACGCUUACUCACCACGUCGCUAUAGCAACAACUCAACUAUCUCUGCCAGCUCGGCAGCUGUCGUCGAUGCAUCUGUAAAUACUACGCCAAUGAAUAGUAAUAACACCAACAAAAAUAAUAUAAACAACUCAAACAGUAACCUGGUGCGACGCUUAUCGAAUGCUUCCGACAACUAUUCGAGUUUUUCAGAUUCACGCCGUCCAUCGAACUGCUCAGAAAAUAUGUCUCAACGACGAGACUCCAAUUGUUCAGAAAAUUGCCCAUGCUCGAGACGCAUUUCCGACUUUGGACAAACGGAGGUUUACCGAAAAAUUUCUCAAACUUCUACUGGCAGCGGCGGAGAACGCCGUUUCUCCAAUGGUUCAAUGCAAUUUGAACGCACCUUCUCCAAUCCGAACGAAUUGAACAACCAUGGAGGUAGCAGCUUUCCACGCCGAAUGUCUAGUGACUACAACUUUGAGCAGCGCAAACAGUCAGUGGACGCACAAAAUGAAAUACCAUAUGAUGAUCCCAAUGUGGGUGGGGGUGGCGGUGGUUAUAACGUGUUCCCACGUCGCUACUCUAAUAACUUCAAUGUGGCUAACAAAAUGGCGGCAUAUGAUAAUGCGCAAUAUAUCAACGGACGUCGUAUAUCUACCGACUCUGGUUAUGAUCGUCGUUAUUCAUUCGGUUCUGAAUAUGAGGGCUCUCCACGGUCACGCACAGGAAGUUUCUUAAAUAAUUACAAGCACGGCGUUGAUUUCGACGGGCAACCACGCUCGCGAACUGGUAGCUUCUUGGAUAACUCACCUCGUUCUCGUUCCGGUUCAUUUGCGCAAAGAAACUCCGAAAACUUAGUACGUACGCCGAUGGGCCCAGAUGGGAGCAAGGGCUUCGCUGGUCGCGCUAGAAAAUUUGGACAGACAAUCUCACCUGUAAAUUAAGUGCCAGCAAAUGCAUGUAUGAUUAAUUAGGGCUGAAUUGCUUACAUGUACCUAUGUAUAUGUAUAAAACGUAUGCUAUCCUUAAAUGUGCCGUAAAAAAUAUAUUUAUAAAUAGUUUAA